CAUCACCCAUUCUUCCCCGUCUGCACCUCGUCCGCUCCACUGCACACACACGCACACACAAACGGCGCCGUUGUUGUUGUUUGAUUGUUGGUGAUGAUGAUGAUGAUGUGGGGAAUGAGGGUUGUGGUUGUGGCGAGGGCUGGUAUGAUGGCGUCGGGCUUGCUUGGCUGUGCUCAGCGCGUGUGCACGCGCGUGACCGUGCGUGGACUGCGGACGCAGCGUACACUGCAGAGAAGUGUGGGCAGUGACAGCUUCAAUGCCUCGGCAGUACCUGGCGUACUGUCAGUUGCAUCCGCCAACGUGGCACGAAGGGCGCACCCGAUCUUGGCCGUCAGCUCAGCAGCCGUUUGGCGAUCAAAGUGGACGCUCGCUUCCUCCCUCGUGCAACCCGUCGCAUGCCAGGAGCCACGACAAGCUCCGUUGCGGAGUGUGUUGCCGAGCCGCAAGAAGGCGAGCGGAAAGGAUGGGCGAACACUUGACUGGAAGCUGCUCUGGGAGCUGCUUCGGCCCGACAUCUUUCUCCUCGCCGCCGCCGUGGUCGCUGCGCUCACCGUCGCCUAUGUCAACAUCCAGGUUCCCAUCCUCCUCGGAUCGCUUGUGAAUGCCAUCACGUCUUCUGGCGGCGAUGUGAGCAGCAUGCAGAACUCGGCCGUUAGCAUCGUCGGCGCAUAUGUGACGCAGACGCUGUUCACGGCCAUGUACAUCACGCUCCUCGGUGUGGUCGGAGAGAAGUUUGCUGAGCGCGUGCGUCUUCGCCUCUUUGAAUCAAUCAUGCGACAGGACAUUGCUUUCUUUGAUCAGCGGCAGAGCGGCGAGAUUGUCAACCGCCUCACAACAGACGUGCAGGAGUUCAAGAGCUCGUUCAAGCAAGUUGUGAGCGUUGGCCUUCGCAACAUCACGCAGGCCGUGGGCAGCCUUGUGUCCAUGUAUAUGGUGUCGCCCACACUCACGGGCUACCUUAUCGUCGUCGUUCCAACUGUCAUCGCUGUCGGCACAGCGCUCGGGUCGUCGCUGCGUCGGAUGUCACGCGAGAGCCACGAGGCCGCCGACAAGACCACCUCAUAUGCAACCGAAGUCAUUGGCAACAUGCGCACCGUCCGUGGGUUUGGUAUGGAGUCGCGGGAAGUGGCGGAGUUCAACCACUGGACCAGCGAAUGCCGCCGGCUCGCGUCAAAGCUCGCGUUUGGCAUUGGUGUGUUCACUGGCGGCUCGCACCUGUUCCUCAACGGUGUUGUACUCGGCGUCAUCUACUACGGCGGCGUGCUCAUGUCAAGGGACGAGAUGACAGCGGGCGACCUGAUGCGGUUUCUCGUUUCAUCGCAGACCAUCCAGCGUGCCCUCUCCAACACAUCCGUCCUCUUUGGCCAAGUUGUGAGGGGCAUGGGUGCAGGCUCCCGCGUGUUUGAAUACAUCAAGCACAACUCGUACAUCCCACUUACUGGCGGCCUGAAGCCGCAUCAACUUGAAGGCGGUAUUGAGUUUGCUGACGUCACGUUCGCGUACCCAACGCGCCCCGAACAGCAGGUGCUGAAACGUUUCCAUCUCCAGAUCCCCGCAGGAAAGAUGGUGGCCCUCUGUGGACCCUCAGGUGCUGGCAAGUCGACCGUUGCCAGUUUGAUUGAGCGCUUCUACGAUCCUUCAGAGGGAACAGUGCUCCUGGAUGGUCUUCCGCUUUCCGAUUACGACCCAACAUACAUCAGGCAGCAAGCCAUUGGCUACAUCAACCAAGAACCCGUGCUCUUUGCAACAACGGUCUUUGAGAACAUUCGCUACGGCCGCCCAGACGCCACGCCCGAUGAGGUGUAUGAGGCGGCGCGCCAGGCGAACGCGCACCAGUUCAUUUCGUCGUUCCCGGAAGGGUACGACACGGUGCUCGGGGAGCGCGGGGUGACGGUGAGCGGCGGGCAGAAGCAGCGCAUCGCCAUUGCCCGCGCAAUCCUCAAGAACCCGCGCAUCCUCAUUCUGGACGAGGCAACAAGCGCGCUGGAUGCAGAGUCGGAGAAGUUGGUGCAGGCGGCACUCGAUCGCCUCACGGCGGGACGCACCGUCCUCGUCAUUGCCCAUCGCCUCAGCACCAUCCAGGCCGCAGACCAAAUUGCGGUUGUGCUUGGCGGUCGCGUGGUGGAGCAAGGAACGCACAAGCAGUUGAUCCGGGCCAAGGGCGUGUAUGCAGAUCUUGUUCGACAUCAGAUCAGUGGCGAGGGUGGCUAUGUCGUGUAGAAUGCAUUCACAAACCACCGCUCCGUCCACGCUCAUGUCUGUCCAUGGGUUUUACACUCAGCACACCCGCCCCCUCUUCUGUGUCGUGUUUCACUUUCGUCAUGCCAAGGACACCUGAGUUGCGUUGUGUCAUGUCAUGGUGUGUCGGUUGUGUUGAGAGAGUUUGAGCUAGGGAGCAUUCAUUGCCUUCAUGUUGCCGUUGUUGUGUUGUUGGUGUUGUCAGUGCCGUGAUUGCGACUGUUUACUCUUGUUGGUGGGGAGGGGGAAGGAGCUCAUCGCUUCAUGUCAGGUCCAACAACAAAACAACCAGCCCACACCAGUAAACGUAGAGCAACG
Messenger RNA from Salpingoeca rosetta, 2556 nucleotides. Its product is annotated as multidrug resistance protein 1. The record is from RefSeq and is a predicted model, not a curated record. Gene Ontology annotation, cellular component: membrane. Gene Ontology annotation, biological process: transmembrane transport. The transcript is spliced from 18 exons. The coding region runs from base 94 to 2220 and encodes 708 amino acids. Lineage: Eukaryota; Choanoflagellata; Craspedida; Salpingoecidae. Gene Ontology annotation, molecular function: ATP binding; ABC-type oligopeptide transporter activity; ATP hydrolysis activity.